Molecule: messenger RNA, 609 nt
Organism: Didymodactylos carnosus
Lineage: Eukaryota; Metazoa; Rotifera; Eurotatoria; Philodinida; Philodinidae
Source: the annotation of a GenBank genome assembly
AUGCACAUGUUCGCAUUGAUUUUAAAUUGCAAUACGUUCUUAACAGCCCUAGAAGCUUUCAAAUCAAUUGUGAAUAUAUUUGGUGACCCCUUAAAUAAUAACGCUGAAACCGUUUUAGACAAGUUUCUCGUUGUCGAUGCCCCUAUUGAUAAUUACGAUGAAAGUAUCGAAGAAAGUGGUGAGAAUAAUGCUGUAGAUGAAGUAAAUGAUCCACCAGGUGAGGUUGAUGAUCUCGAACAACCAGAAGUUCCUAUAGUGCAGCAGUCGUCAUUUACCUGUGAGGCCAACAAUCAAAUUCCGCUCUUGAACACCCUUUCAAUCGACCAGAAAAACGGUAAUUAUCCUGACGAACUGGAACAGUUUACGUAUCAGCAAGCGGGUAGAUGUGGAGCAAUUGUUGAUGAGAACUACCUUGAAGAUACGUUUGAGUCAGAUUUGCUGACAGAUGAUAACAUUCGAAAGAACGUCAAUUGUUGUGCUGCAGAACGCAUUUACCUUCCUAAGGAAUUCGUAAAUCAACCGCCGUUCUGUAUUAUUGAUCUUCCACAUGAAGAUCAAACAAGAACAAAUCAAUUACCCAAUAUGUUACGUAUUGGAAAUGAAGAGUAA